Linum trigynum is the source of this 6750-nucleotide messenger RNA. The record is from the annotation of a GenBank genome assembly. NCBI's taxonomy places the organism in Eukaryota, Viridiplantae, Streptophyta, Magnoliopsida, Malpighiales, Linaceae.
GGGCCGAGUUAUAAGCUAGUUAUAUUUAUGGAAAACUUGGUUGUAUUCUAUGGAAACAGAAGUGUUCCGGCCCACAAGAUCAAAGAGCUUCAAGAGUUGGGUACAAGAAAGGCAGUGGGUACCUAGCCCAGUCACAACAUACAUUCCACGCCAGAGCCCAAUGAACCAGAAAAUGUGCCAACGGCGGCAGCAUGACUCUUGAUUCUUCCACCUUCCCACUAGUUCCCAAAGAAAGUCCAAUUGGAGACUCUGAUGAAGAACUUGGCCCAGAUUGAGAAAAGUAUUAGAUAAUCUGGUGAGUUGAUAUCGAUCAAAAUCAAUGUUGUUGAGAAGAUAAUCAUAAAAUGAUGCGUUCAGGGAGAAGUCGCACUCUGUAAUUCAAAGUUCGCGCUCUGACAAAAUAUAAUGCGCGAAUUAUACACAUAAUUUCCGUAAAUUCGUGUUCUGGCUGUUAGAAAGAGGAGCGCCAUCGCAAGAGUUACGAAUUGGGUAACCUUGACUAAUCAUUCUUACAUCAAACAAUUAUACAGUCUCUCAGCCCGAAAAUGGGAACCUAACCAUGAAUGAAUCUGUCUAUCUCUAUCUAUCUAUCUAUCUAUCUAUCUAUCUACUCUACUAUACUUAUAAUACGCCGAAGGAAAAAAUGGGAGCUCCAUUUCAAAUUUCCUGCAACGAGAGUGAAGGUAGGAAGGACAUUUUGGUCUUCACAAUUACUUUUUUUUAUUCAUUAAAAAGACACAUAUUGGGAUUUGAACCAUGACCAUUUUAAAGAAAAGCACGAAUAAUAACCAAUCACACUAAGCACAUUUGUUGUAUCUUUUUAAAUUAAAAAGAUAUAAUAGCAGUGAGGAAAAAACUCUUCCCCCAUUUCAAAUUUCCUGCUCCAUGAGCGUUUGUAGGAAGGGUAGAAUAGGGAGUGUCAAUUUUUUUUCUUUUUCCUCUGUGGAACGGGCCAACUUACCGUACACAUGCGAAUUUAAACGGGUCCAGGAGUGUCAAUUUUUUUUCUUUAAGCCCUUUUAUUUCUCCGUGGUGAUAAAAUAUAUAUGAAAAGGCAAAAAUAAUACUCCUUUUUAUUGUUAAGAAUAAAAAAAUUUAACAAUAAACUAAUGCAUGGUAUCUAAUGGGCUAAAUAUGUGCCACAAUUAUGGUUGUUUCAAAAUAUAUCAAAGUGAAUAUCAUUUUAAAGACCACGAUCAAAGUGAUUUUUCUGUCCAAAUAAAUUUGAAUUCUCACUUAAACCGAAAGGGAUAUAGCCCGUUAAAUUAAAUUGGGGGAAAAGUUGGUUAUCUUCCAUGAAUGGUUGAUGAGGGUUACUGACGCUAAUGCAUAUGUAAGUUAUUGUUACGAUCCGAACCCUCCAAUUAGAGUACAUUUAUGAGGAAGCAUAUUGCACUUCAUCGAGAUCUAAGCAACAACUUCUAUACAUUUUGAAUUUUUUUGCCUUGGUUUAUUUGCUUGAAAUUCUAAUUAGUUAUGUAAUAUUUUCUUUUUGUGUGCAAAAUAGUUGCAUUUAUUUUAGUGUUGAGUUGUAUUUACUUAAAAGUAUAGUUUAGUUGAUCCAACUCAAUCAUAAACAAAAAUUAAGUUUUAAUAUUUUUGGGUGAUUCUAUGAAGCAUAUCAGAAACCUCAUAAAAGAUAGUACAAGUUUAUGAAAGCAGAUCACAAGUUUCUUAAUCCAGAUUAGAAACCUCAUAAACUUUGACCUAUUUGUAAAUUUAAAAAGUUUAGGUAUUAAAAUGUAAGACAUAAAACUUUCAGGUCCUAAAAUUAAAUUCUCCUUCAAUUUUUUACAACUUAUAUUAUAUGCGCGAAAAUUUUGUUUUUUAUACUAAAUUUUUGAAUCCAUUAAAUUUAGGUAUCAAACUGUAAUUUGUAUAUGAAAUCCAAAUCAAUGGAGCGAAGAGAGGGAAAUGUAACUGCUAUAAGUGAGUAAUUACUAUAAUAUUUUGAUGAAUGAUAUUAGCAUGUUGCUAGUAUUACAACCGGUUCCAAGUUUACCUAUUAACUCACUCAACUAUUGACAAUUUUUGAAUCAAAUUAGAACUUAAGCCUGCUAAUCACUGUUAAUAUAGAAAGAGUCUCUGCAGCACUGCUGUUACCAAUACACUAACCGGGAUAGAGAAUUAUUGAGAAUGUGGGACCGGAAAAUGAAUGGAGUUUUUGAACCGAGAGAAAGUUGGUGGUUUGGUGAGCUUGGCAGGGCUCCAUAUGCUUCACGUUCCUUUCUGGCUGAAAUUUGGUAGUUGAAACAAUUAACCUCAUUUCUCUUUUUUUCUUUUCUUUUCUACUACAACUCUAUCUGCGGAUUGUGAAGUGCGAACGCCCAACGAUGCAAAAGUGUCAGCUUUUACAAAAGGAGAAAAGCCAAUUAUCUUUUCAAAACAACUUUUUUUUUUGGUGUGUAAUCAAAUUAAACAAAAUUUCCGCAAGAAAGCAUGGUUUUCUCUCUUUUCUAUGGUGUAUUUCUAUUUUUCUUAUUAUAAAUGAAUGCUGCAUGUUUAGUUUUCAUUCACACGUUAAUAAUAAAAGACAAUAUUUGAAACAAAAAAACUAUGAAAAUCCAAAGAUAAGUCAUGAUCGUGACUCGUGAGGUAAUAUGCCCUAACUACAGAUGUGGGAAAUCGACAUGUUCUAGUUCUGGGUGUAUAACUCUUGGAAAUGAUGUAUGAUUCUUGUAUAGCGGUGAUUCGCGAGAAGAAGCACUGCACAAAUUCAAUUCUAAUACAUGCCAACUGAAGGCAUUCAAUAGCUCCCCUCAAUUUUGCUUGGGGUGAUAGAACAAAAACUCAAGUUCAAAGCAAAUGUUGCAAUGUAGUACCAUGUAUGAUCUCUAAUCAAGCCAAAGCCACCCUCAACAGUAAGGCUUGAUUAUGGAAGGAUAAAGCCGUCUAGAUUGAGGGUAACCCACUCCAAAGAAGGUGACUUCCACGAGAGGAUCCGGAAUACUAGAAACCCAUUCCAAAACUUUAAAAGAGUGAUACUCAAGUGACAACCCCCAAAUAUGAACCAAAAUUGGUAAUGUUUCAACUGGAGACACAACUUGUUAGAUUCCCGACUCCCACUUUCCAAAAAACACUUGAUUACCCUGAAAAUGCCACAACCUUGAUUUGAACACACUUUCUCGUCGGCGCAUGUAAGAGAUUGGUAAACAAACAGCCACGACCCAAAUUUUGAAAUCCUAACUAAUAUGUCCCGUCCCCAAAGGUAUUUUUCAACUAUCGAAGAAGAGCGACCUUCAUAGUAUGACCGAUGAACUACAAUAAGAGGCAUCAUUUCCAUCAAUCAUCGUCACUCUUCUUGACCUCCUGUGGAAGAUGAAACCAGUCAUUGAGCUUCACCGAAGGACGAAAGCCCAUUCGAUUCUUGGGCUCGACCUCAAACAACUUGGCUCAUGAAAUAACCUCCCCAACCAGACCUGAUUCUGAUUGUGAGGUCGCUAUCGUGGCAAAAGGUUCGGUAAGUUUAUCUAGCAAACGAGGAAAGAUGAGAGAAAGGGGUUCAAUGAGAUUUUUUAGACUAUUCCUCUUCAUUGUAGAAAAUUUUGUUAUUUCCUAUGAACAAGAUUCAACUGUCACGUCUUUCUUUCAAUGUUUUAGAAACUGUACAUACAACCCGUCGAACUAGGAAUGCUUGGCACGGGAUCCCAAACCUGGAAGCAAUUUUCACGGUAUGUAAUAAUUAAACCACAGUUAAAUAUUAAUUUUAGUACAACAUAGCCGGUCAUUCACUUUUCCGGUAUAAUCCACAUUAGAGUUUCACAAUCAUUCAUCUCUUUUCAAAUGUACAGGUUGUUUCUUUUUUUUUUUUUUAGGACAAAAUAUAUAGGUUGUUUCUUAAUUUGAAUUGGAUCACACAUAUAGACCAAAGACAUUUUGGGCUAAAAUUUUCGCAAACAUUAGAACACAUUUGGGGAAAAAGAGCCCCUUUAAAUAUUUUGGACUGAGAGCAUAAAAGUAUUAAGUUAAUAAAGAAAAAAAAAACAAUCUCAUUCUGGAUGACAAUGGGAUUAGUUUUGUUUAGGGUCUUAAUUUUGCCACACAAAGUUAUUAAAGAAAGAAUCUGAUUCUGGGUGACAAUGUGGAAUUUAGUUUUAUUUAAGGUCUUGAUUUGUUCCAUCUCGGAGUUGUUUAAUGCACUCAAUUAGUCAAUUGUAUCUCUGAACUGCUGUAGCCCUUCGUUUGGGUAGAAUUAAUGCAAGUUUUAUUUAAAAAAUAGUUUUUGUUUAAUAAUUUCCUUCCUAUAUAUGGCCGGCUCUAGUGUCUGUCUGGGCUGCAGGUCGUCCUUUCUUUCUCGCUCUCGUCUCCAAAACUUCGCUCUCUGCCUUAAGCUAUUUCUCAUUCUCUCUCUGUAAGCCCCGCGCCCUUUCAAUUAUAAUUCCAGUCAAUGUCUACUGCCCUUAAUUUCUCAGCUUAGUUGCAUCUCUGGGUGACUGGAUUCUCUAGUAUGGUUCACUUCUGAUAAUGGGUUCCUGUUUUUUAGCUGAAUUUCAGGGGUUGGAGCUUAUUUAUCAGCUAUAUCGUCGAAAAUGGCUGCAAAACCAGCCAGAAUCCAUGAGUUUGAUGAUGUGGUUAACCACAAAAGCCGGGACGAUUGCUGGCUCCUUAUUCACGGCAAGGUAUAUAAUGUGACAGAAUUCCUGGAAGAACAUCCUGGAGGGGACGAGGUGCUACUUGCAGCAACUGAGAAAGAUGCGACCGACGAUUUCGAAGACGUGGGGCACGGGAAGGAAGCUCGGGAGCUGAUGAUGAAGUACUACAUUGGCGACAUCGAUCCGGCCAGCGUUCCGUCGGGGAGGAAGUACAACCCGCCGGUGCACACGGCCAAGGAUCCACAGUACAACGCCUACUUGAUCAAGCUGCUCCAGCUGGUGCUGCCACUCUUGAUUUUCGGCAUCGCUUUCGCUGCCCGUACUGCUCUGAAGAAGGAGUAGUAAAAGGGAUAGUGUGGUUUUCAGAGGGCCUCUGCUUAUCUUCCAUGGUUGUGUCUGUGGUUGAGUUUCAUGAACAGUGUUAUUUGGGUCGUUUUGAUUUGGCGAUUGGUCUCUUAAUAAUUGCAGUUAGCUUUUCUGUGGUUGGUGACUUGGUGUUGUUAGUUGUAACAAUUUGCCCGGGGUACUAUUUUGGCCUUGUUGUUGAACUUCUCUUUGGCAAGUUUGGCUGGUUGGAUCAUGGAUAGUAAAUUGGCCAGUCGAAGCAAACUACUAAUCAUCUUGCAGACAAAGGUUUAACAGAACGCAUGCAAAUGGAAUAACGACAUAUGCAACGGACCACAUCAAGCCAAUUCGGCAAACAAUAUACUAGGGCUGCACAAGAGGCGAGUCGAUUUUUUUCUUAACUUAAUUCGAUUUGUUUAUACAUUUUUUAGCUCGAACUCAAAUUUUGAUAAUCCAGCUCGAUUUCAACUCGAUUAAAAAUAAUCUAGCUCGAGGGUGACUCGGUAGAGCUUGGUAAAUGCUCAUUAACACAGCUUGUCAACCUGAGUACAAGCUCGGUUCAAGAUGAGUUCAAUUUAAAAUCAUUCUUGCUGAAAAAUAUGUACGCAUAAGAAUUUAAAUGAUAAAAGAACACUAGAAACUAAAAAUAACAUCUAACUUCCAUACACAUCCGUAUCAACAACAUAAUGUUCGUGUUCAGAAGAGUGAUUAAUCCUUCCACAAACUCUAAAGAAGCCAGCUUGCGAGUUUAUCUCCCGAAAUCUGUGAUGGUGGUACCCCUUUGGAAUCUGCCAAAAAUUGACACGGAAUAAAUCCACCCAAAUCGGUGCUUAAAAGGCUUAAUCAUUGUUGACGAAUAGUCUCAGGCUGAAUCUGUGAUCUGUAACCUUCAAAAUGAAUGUAAAAUGGCCUUACGAAAAAAAUCGCCAAAAAAUUACGAUAAUACUAUCCGAAAACAAACUACGCCAAAUUGUUGUUUAAUGGACUUAGUCGUUAGUGGAGAAUAGGAUCCAAAGACUUCACCAUCGGUGGUGAAUAGCCUCGGGCCGAGUUCGUGAUCCAUAGCCUUCAAAAUCGAAAUAAAAUGGCAUUUCGGAAAAAUCGUCCGAAAUCUCUGAUGGUACCCUUUUGGAAUCUGCCAGAAAUUGACCCGGAAUAAAUCCGCCCAAAUCGGUGCUUAAGGAUUUAAUGAUUAUUGAAGAAUAGUCUCAGGGUGAAUCUGUGAUCUAUAGCCUUCAAAAUACAAGUAAAAUGGCCCUUCGAAAAAAAAUCGUCAAAAAAUUACGAAAAUGCCAUCCAAAAACAAAUUGUCCUAAAUUGUUGCUUAAUGGACUUAAUCGUCGGUGGAGAAUAGGAUACGUAGACUUCACCAUCGGUGGAGAAUAACCUCGAACCAAAUCCGUGAUCUAUACCCUUCAAAUCGAAAGAAAAUGGCAUUUAGGGAAAUUGCCCGAAAUCUGUGAUGGUACUAGGGGUGGGCAAACGGUUCGGUAAACCCGAAACGAAACCGAAUUGAACAGAACCGAAACCGAAUUAAUGCUAUUCGGUUCGGAAUUCGGAAGGAAAAUAUGGAUUGUUUGGAAACCAGGGUUCUUUCAACUGAACCGAAUUUCUGAAUUUCGACCGAAAAACCGAAAUACUAUAAUUGCAAGCUCCAAAUGGUGGAUUUUUAUGUUUGUAGUUGUUUUUAGACUUAAAUAUUUGAAAUGUUUUAUGAAUUAUGUGUUGAAAAGUUUGAUUUUAUCAUUGAUGAUGCAUAUAAUUGAUAUUUAUUGUUUAUAUUAGGGGUGAAAAAUAAUUUAAAAGUGAGAAA